This is a messenger RNA of Stylonychia lemnae, 1389 nucleotides long. The record is from the annotation of a GenBank genome assembly. NCBI's taxonomy places the organism in Eukaryota, Ciliophora, Spirotrichea, Sporadotrichida, Oxytrichidae.
AUGGCACCAUUAAAAUUUGAAAAACAACAAAGAAAACAAAAAUUCCUUUUAUACCCAUUGAAGAAUAUAGAAAACUGGCAAUAAAUGGGCCUAUUAUAUAACCAAUUCCAUACAUUGUUUCAAUAUAACCGAUAUACUUAUCUCUUUCAUCUUGAUAAAUGUUUUAGCUUUAUUCCAGCAAGAUAUAAUAUGUUACAUAUUACUCUUAAGAGAAAUGCAAGAAGUAUUGAAUUCUUUUUGCCAAGUUUUUUUAAGAAAUUGCUAGUUAAUGGCUAACUUAAUAAACCUGCAAUGCUCUUUUAAAUAGAAUGCUCAUUGAUUGAUGCAAAAACUAUAAGUACUUCCUAUCUUAGGCAUUUCAGUGAGCUAGAAAUGCUUUUAGAUAAUUAUGUCUUUGUCAUUAAUAAUGCGCCUUAAAACUUAAGUGAAAUUGCUGAGGAUAUGGGUUAUGGAUAUGUACAUUUAACAAAUACAUCUGAUGAGCAGAUUCAGGUUGUAAAAAAAAUUAUUUAAGGUCUCCCAAAAAGUGAUGCUGAUCUAUAUUUCACCAAUCCAGAAAUUAUAUUAUAGUACUAUACGUUGCUGAAUAAAGUAAGAGAAAUUUUCAAUGAUAACAAUAUUCCAUUUUGGCUUGAGGGAGGUGCUCUUCUAGGGGCAGUUAGAAAUUAGGGAAUGAUCCCUUGGGAUACAGAUAUAGAUAUUGCUAUGAGAUAAGAAGAUCAGUAUAAACUUGAAGAGUUAGCAAAACACCUACCGAAUAAAAUAAAGAAAGCAAGUUUCAUCUUCCAAAUUAUAGAAUAUAUAAUCAAGAUGGAUAAUAAACUAAUGUAGAUUACCAAUAAACUCAUGGAAUCUGGCUAUGGAAAUGGCCUUUAAUUGAUAUCAACCCUUAUGUAUUAAAAGAAAAUUUAUACAGAAUGCCUGGGGAAUAUGAAUAUAUUUAUCCUAACUUUUAUUUUACACCUGAUUAACUAAGUUUGCCUUAAUCAACAAUUAAAUUUGGACCUUAUAUUAUGCCUUGCCCUCAUAAUCCAUUAAGCUAUCUUUAAAGAGGAUAUGGAGAAGACUGCUUGUUAGUUGUUAAUUGGUUGUAGUGUUUAUUCCAAAGAAUAGUUUAUUCAAAUAAUGAAAAGAGUGAUCUCAUUUUUUCUUAAUGGUUAAAAAUAAGAAUUGACAUCAGAAUAGCUAAGAUGUGUCAAAUUCAUUAAUUUAUUUCUUGAUUCAAAUGUUUAGGAUUGGGAAUGCUGGUCUUCCUUAGUUUUGGAUAUGACUGAUAAAUAAAAUGAUAAGCAAAAGCUACUUGAAAAUAUUGAAUUAAGAAAAGAUGCUAUAGAUAAACUGGAGAUGUUCAAUAUUUAAAUCAAGUCUCAAAAUAUUAUUUUAUCUUGA